CCUUCAGCAGCAGCAGCCGCUCCGCCAUGCGCUCCUCUCUCCUUCUCCUCGCCGUCGGCGCGUCAGCCGCACAAGCCGCGCUCGUGCCCGACCGUGUUGCGCAGGCGCUCAAGCCGCGUCAGACGCAGGACACUGCCUCGCCGCUGUAUCUCAACGAGCCGGCAUGCGACUUCUAUCAGUGUGCCGUGACGGUGCAGGCUGGAUCUUCUCUCACCGCCAACUGGCUCAACCCGCCAUCGGGCGAUGUGGCGCUGGACCUCAUGUCCGACGCCGGCUCCACGCUCGCACACCACAUCGCCACUGUGCCGGGCACGUCGCAGAACGGCUACUGCGACUCGGGCUACGGCAUCGGCGUCGUCGUCGACGGCAAGACGUGCGGACGCUUCUCGUUCAUCGUGCCGAGUGGAUGGGAGGGAAACUACACGAUGCGCGCAUCGUCUGUGGACAACGCAGCGAUCCAAUCCUACACCGACGUCAUUCUCAUCACGAGCAACAGCAGCACGCCUCAGAACGUCGCAUUCGCUACGUCUCCCAUCUCGGGCGCACCGACGUCCACCGUGUUCGGUCAGGGCAGCGGCGAGACGAACACGUACGCGCCGACGGCUGCGACUGCACCGGGAGCUGCGGCGCCGAGCUCGAGCGGAAGCGGAAGCGCUGCGCCGGCGUCGAGCUCGACGGCGGCGGGAAGCAGCAGCGGAGGUGCCUCGAGUCGCUCGUCGAGCGGCUCGGCGCCCAGCGCGACGCAGAGCGGCACAAACGCUGCAUCGGCAUUCAGCGCCUCGAGUGCCGGCGUCGCUGCUCUCGCUGUCUGCCUGGCUGUCGCUGCGCUGCUCUAAGGCGCUGCUCAGCGCAUUUCGCAGCCUCAAGGGCCUCGCGGCGCUACCAACUUGACACUGCUCCGCAUCGCGACCUCGCCUCCUCAUACACGUUCAUUGCCUCCCCUCCUCAUCUCGUCACCAGCAUCUUCACUUACCAUCUCGUCUCGCUAGUCCCACACAUCCACACCACACAACGGUCCCGUGCCCGCUGCCCCCGUUCACGGCAGACCAAUACACUCAUUGCGCGCACUGCUAGCGAGCAACGAGCGCUCUUUGCCGCGAGUGUAGCGCUCAUCGCUCUGCCAUUCCUCAGUGCCCGUAUCUCCUCUCCAGCUCACUCACCCCGCCGCCGCGCAAACUGAAAGAGAAGACCUCAAUGCCAUUCCUCUUCUC
Tilletiopsis washingtonensis is the source of this 1211-nucleotide messenger RNA. RefSeq lists its product as hypothetical. The transcript has 4 exons. Bases 27 to 836 code for a protein of 269 amino acids. NCBI's taxonomy places the organism in Eukaryota, Fungi, Basidiomycota, Exobasidiomycetes, Entylomatales. The record is from RefSeq and is a predicted model, not a curated record.